CCUUUAAUAGGUGGUCCGUUGUACAAGUGCCUCGGUCCUAUAUCACUAUAAUAUAGGUCAGCGGAUAGCAAACCUGGGUCUUGACUGGCUUUCGACCGGGUACUCGACUCUCGAAUGGGAAUCGGGCGCCCGGUGGUGCGACCGCUACUGCGACUUCGACUUGCUUCUGGAAGGAAGUAGGGGCAGAGUGGAGGAAUUUUACCCGUGGGUAAUGUCUGGGAUGGACGCCAUGGAGGAGAGAUAGGGGAUGGUGGAGAUAUAAGAAGAGGACGGAAGAGCCUGGAGAUCUACAAGCAGAUCUUCUGGGCUGAAGCGUUUCCUUCCGAAUUAUUGCCAACAUGAAGACUUUCUUCUCUACCGUUGCUCUCGCGAGCGUGUUCUUCCUCGAGGCGGCCAAUGGCCAUUACAUUUUCCAACGCCUAACUGCCAACGGUGCCCAAGGCGGCGUAUAUCAAAACAUCCGCCAAAACACUAACAACAACUCGCCCGUCACCGAUCUCUCAUCCACCGAUCUCCGCUGCAACGUCGGCGGCGGCUCCGGCGCAUCGACAUCCACAGUUUCCGUGGCCGCGGGCUCGUCACUCACAUUUACCGCGGAUAUCGCAGUCUACCACCAAGGCCCCGUCUCUUUCUAUAUGACCAAAGUCUCCUCUGCUGCCAGUGCCGAUGGUUCGACCCCAUGGUUCAAAAUUAAGGAAAUAGGCCCGACGUUUCCUGGGGGCACCUGGGACCUUCAGCAAUCCUACUCGGUCAACAUUCCUUCCUGUGUCCCUGCUGGCGAGUAUCUGGUGCGCAUCGAGCAGCUUGCUAUUCAUAACCCGGGCGCGGCACCGCAGUUCUAUAUCUCGUGUGCGCAGGUCAAGGUUACGGGCGGCGGAAGCAAGAGCUUCAGCGGCGUGAGCAUCCCAGGGCAUGUGAAGGCCACGGAUCCGGGAUACACUGCCAAUAUCUAUAACAAUUUCAACAGCUACACGGUUCCUGGACCGAAGGUUAGCACCUGCUAGAUGGGCGUGGGCGCGGAAGUAGGAUUGGGACAU
Messenger RNA from Trematosphaeria pertusa, 1037 nucleotides. Its product is annotated as lytic polysaccharide monooxygenase. The record is from RefSeq and is a predicted model, not a curated record. NCBI's taxonomy places the organism in Eukaryota, Fungi, Ascomycota, Dothideomycetes, Pleosporales, Trematosphaeriaceae. The coding region runs from base 339 to 1004 and encodes 221 amino acids. The transcript is spliced from 3 exons.